This is a messenger RNA of Saprolegnia diclina VS20, 6256 nucleotides long. RefSeq lists its product as hypothetical. The transcript has 15 exons. The record is from RefSeq and is a predicted model, not a curated record. Lineage: Eukaryota; Oomycota; Saprolegniomycetes; Saprolegniales; Saprolegniaceae. The coding region runs from base 26 to 6082 and encodes 2018 amino acids.
GAGCUGUCCAAGAUAUUACCGACCGAUGGCAUCGCCCUGUCCGCGGGCCGACUGCUCGGCGGUCCAGAAGGAGCUCGAACAUCUUCGCCGCGACGUGGAAGAGCUUCAGCUCGAGAACGACAAGCUCCAUGAGCACUCGGCGUCGCUGAGCCAGCAAGUGGCCACGCUGCAGACCAUGAACGCCGACCUGCGCGAGCAGGUCCAAACCCCGCGCACGGCCCGCGCCGCCACGAUCGCCGAAGAUGAAGUCGAGCCCCAGAACCAGAUGGUUACUGAACUCCAAGCCAAUCUCGAUGCGUCGCUCGCGCGUGAAGCGGCGCUUGCGGACCAGCUAGCAAAGCUCGAUGCGUCCCAUGCCCAACUGGCCGCGACCCUCGUGGCCAAGCCAAGUGCUCCGCAAGCCGACGAGCUCGCGCGCCUCAAGCACGACCGCGACGGCCGACGUGACGAGCUCUACGCGGCCCUUCGCGAGAACGAACAGCUGCGAGACGACAACAACGAGCUCCGCACCGCUGUCGAGAAGCUCUCGCGUGUCGCUUUGGACGCCGAGGCGAAGCUGCAGGUCGCCGACGACGAGAAGGUGGCACUCUCUAGUGCGCUCGACGACCGUACAUCGGCGGUGACGGAGCUCCUCCUCAAGAGCGAGUCCCACGACGCCGAGAAGCAAGGCCUCGAGCGCAAGAUCCUCGAGAUGGACGCGGCCGAAGCGCACGUGGACGCGAUGAUCGCGGACUUCAAAACCAAAUUUGACGCCGAGCGGCGUGGAUUGCACGCUGAACUCGAACAGUGGAAGCUGCGGGUGCGCGAACUCGAGGCGAGCACGCCAGCGACGACGACAGCAUCGACGACGAACGAUGCCAAGGAUGCUGCGCUGAGCGACCUCGAGGCCAAGAUCCUCGUGCUGCAAGACAUGCGACUCCAGGACAAGGCGUCGAUCGCCGAACUCAAAGCCAAAAUUUCUCAAAAGAAUGUCGAUUUGAGCACAAUGGCCGAGAGUUUUGUGCCAAAAGACACGAUCAAGCAGCUCGAGGCGACGGUGCAGAGCCAGCGGCAGCAGACGCAGGACGCGCUUCGUGACGUCGACGUCUGGAAAGCUCGUGUCAAGGAACAGCGCGGGCUCCUCACCGACAUGGAGGCGCGCUGUGUCGCGAUCGAGUCGCAGUGCCGGGAAGCCGAGGCGUGGAAUGCCAAAUACGAAGCCAAGGCCGGCUUGACCGACGUCGUUCGGCACCAGAAGAAGCUCCGAAGUGACUUGACCGCGCAAGAGAGCGCGAAUGCGGCGCUGCGCGUCGAGCUCAGUCGCCACAAGGACGCCAUCUCCAAGCUCCAAGCUGCGUUUGCCCGGCUCAAACGUGACGCGGGCAAGCCAGACGAGUUCGAGUACCCAGAUCUGGUUCUGGAGACGAGCGUUCAAGGCAACCUCGCGCUCAUCCACCAGCUCGAAGCCCAAGUGACCGCUCUGGAAGAUGAACGUGUUACGCUUCUCACCAAGCUCAAAGACCAAGCCAAGAAGACGGGAGCCCACCUCUUUGCGCAGCACGGACUGACCAGUGCGCAGUACGAUCAAGUCCAACAGCUCAUUUACCGGCUGCAAAACGGCGACACGGUCGACGACGCAGUGCCGCCGCGUCCGUCGUCGCCGGCGAAAGACCCGAGCGCAGAGCUACGCAAGCUGUACGACGCCAACACGCAGCUGCAAGCCGACGUCGCUCGGCUCUCGGCGGUCGUCGCCGCGUCGAGUCAUGCACCCGCAGACAAUCCGCCUGAGUGGGCGACCACCGUCAAAGACGAAGUGUGGCGUGCGACCGAGGCCCUGCAAAGCCAUAUGCGCGAACACAUGCAGGUCAUGCGCGAGGCAGCAGUCGCGUCCGACGACGAGAGUAGCGACGAGAGCAUGCAGUUUGGGGACCUUGACGGCGACAUGAGUGCGCCGCCGCCGACGCAAGACGAGACUGUGUUGGAGCCUCCACGACUCACCAAGCACGCCAGCGUCCACACGUCGGGUCUCUUGUCGCCCGCAAGCGUCGUGCUGCAAGAGCUACCGCCGUCGGCCGACGAGAUUGCCGCCGCUGUCUCCAAGGCGCUCGAAGCCCGCGGCUUGCAUCGUCCAACGCACAAGGAGGCAGCAACGCCGGAGAAGAAGGGACUGUGCCACGUGGUUCUCGAGACGCAGGACGAGAUGGAAGAGCAGACGCAGUGGGCGAUCGAGCUGGAUACGUGCUUGGACGAACUCACACACGUGACGCUCGAGAACCACAGCCUCCGCAGCAAGCUCGAGGCGUUCGAAGGCCUUUUGACCAGCGUCCAAGACAACCACACGGUGCUCUACCGCGAGCACAUUGCGCUACAGCAAACGUUCGCCGAGCGCCGGGCGUCGCUGGAAGCGCAGCUUGCAACCAUGACGGCCAACGUCGACGAAGCGUCCAUCAAGCUGAAUCGGUACGAGCUCAUGUUGCAGAGUUUCGAGAAGGAAGGCGAGGUGCAGCAGACGGUCGUGUCGCUCACGCGGCAAGUGGCCAUUUUCGAAGUCAACCAAGCGCGGCUCGCCCGCGAAUUCAACUUGGUGCGGGAAGAGAAGCAGACGGAGUUUACACGCCGCGUUGCUGCCGAUGACGACCUCCUCUCCCUCGAGAAGACGCUCAAGGUGCGCAUCCAGUACCUCGAGGCGUGGCGCGAGGGCGCGAUGGGUCGGCUUCAGCACAUGGAGACGGCACUGACCAAGAGUGUGCUCAAGCGCCAUUACGACGGCGUCCUCGCCGAGCUCCAGCGACUCCAGACCAAGCACGCAGCGCUCUUGGAAAAGUACACGGACCGCCACGCGCACUACCUCGCGACGCUCGAUUUGCCAGCGCAGCACGCAGCGCUGCUGCAUCAAAACGCACAGCUUCUCGCGCGCCUGAACGGCGAGUCGAUCGACAAGCUGCAGAACGAACGUAUCCAAGCGCUUGAAGUUCAAGUGCAGUCGCAGCUGGCGCGCCUCAAGGAGCUCGAAGCAGGCUUGCCCGAGACGACGCCCGAGCCAGCACCGUCUGGCACCAACGUCCACGACGUCUACGAGCAGCGCAUUGCCGAGCUCGAGCAGCUCUGCGGGUCGUUGGAGCGUCAGGUGCACAAACAAAAGGAGGUGGCGACGCUGGCUGCGUCACAGGCCAACACGCUCGCGCUGCGUCAGACGCGGCGCCGAGACGAAAUCGAUGCGCUUGAAGCAAGGCUUCACGAGCUCAGCGCGCGCUCCGACGAUGACGCUAUCAUCGGGCAGCUGCAGCAAAAGAUCGUCGGCAUCAAGGCUAAUUACCAAGCCUUUGCGGAUCGGUACGAGCAAGCGGUGGAGGCCCAGCGCGCGGCCCAGCUCCAGAUCAAUACGCUGUCGAUGCAGCUCGAACACACGUCGAAUCAUUACGCGGGGCAGCUCGAGACGCAGCGUCAGCGCAUUGCGGUUCUCGAGUCGACGGUUGCCCAUUUGCAAGCGUCGGACGUGGUCGCCAAGAUCAAACGCUUGGAUGCAAUGGCAUCGCGCCUCGAAGCACUUGACGACGACCUCGCUGCUGUCCACGUCAAGAACCGCCAGCUCGAGCGGCGCAUCGAAGAGCUCGAAUCGGAGCACGACGCGGUCGUCGGGCCGGGCGUUCUGGGCGCCGACAUCCACCUCGUCGAGCGACUGAAAUACCGCGUCCAAGUCCUCGAGCAGCGAGAAACGCUGCUGUUGGCCCAGCUCGAGGAUGCUGCCAAGGCCUCGACCGCGAUGCUUCCCUCCGAGCGGCUCGUACAAGAGAAGCAAGCACUCCAGGCGCAGCUGGACGCGACCUUGUUUGAGAUGGACAAGGUUCAGAAACGCAUGCAGACGACGAGCAAGGAGGUGACAGAGCGCGACCACAAGAUUCGCCAACUCGAAUUGCGCGUCGAGAGCUUGAUCAUGGAGCUUCAGCAAAAGCACGUCGCACCGCUUACGACAGUCGCACCAUUGGGCACCGCGCCGAGUUCGCCAUCCAUGCGCUCCAAAGUCGGGUACUAUGAAAAGGACCAAGCCGAUCUGCAGCAAGCCGCGCAGGCGACGAUUGCAAGCUUGAAGGCGCUCGUCGCGGACAAGAACACGCGCAUCGAAGAGUACCAAGCAAAAUUUGAAGCGAUGCGCGCAGCAAUGGACAAGCGCGCGUCCGAUGUGCAGGAGGAAGUCGAGCGCCAGAACCGCCGGCUCUACGAAGACAACCAUUUGCACAUUACGCAGCUCAAAGAAGCCACCGAGAAGAUUCGGCACCUUGAGGAAACGGGUGGCGGCCGUGCGGUUGUGGCGGCGCGCGAGAUGCACGAAGGGCUUCUGGAGCAGCUUAAGCAAGUCCAUAUGGAGCUCGAGCUCAAGAGAAACAUCAUUUCGGAGCUCCAGCACAAGGUCGAGACGCUGCUCAACCAGCGCCACGUGGCCGAAGCCCGCGCCGGCGAAGCGCUCGAGGAGAUUGCGGCGCUCAAGGCCCUCCACGCGGCGCUGUCGAGCGACUUUGACGAGAUGGAGCGCGAGAAGACGACGCAGCUUGCCCAUCUUCGGCACGAAAUCGGUAGCAAAGAGCGCAAGAUGGGUCUCCUCCGAGACGCGAUCAUCAAGCUCAAGGAAGAGUUUCUCAAAGCGCAGGAGGCGCAGGCCGAAGAGAUUGUUCGCGCAACCUCCAAGCGACACGAGCGGGACGACGACCGCGUCUCCGCACUGCAAGACGCCAACACGAAGCUAGCGGCCAAGACGCAAAUGCUUCAAGAAAAGCUGCAAGCGACGACCGCUGAGCUAGCGACGAUGACGUCCAAGGCCAAGCGCGCCCAAGCGAUCGCCCAAAAGCAGCUCGCACGACCGACCGACGACAUGAAACAAGCGCUGGCGACGCUCCGGGAUGAGCUGCAGCGCUGCAAAGCCAAGCUCGGGACGUACGCGGCCCAAGACGACCAGCUUCUCGAGCUGCAAAAGAAGAUCAAAGUCCUCGAAGCCCAAAACGCAGCGCUGCGGGAAGCGACGCCGGUCGUUACGAUGGCGCCCCCCAAUGCCACUACCAGUCACAACAACAACAACAACAAUGACGAGACGACGCGCAAGCAGUGGGAGAACGAAAAACGCAUGAAGCGCCGGGUCGAAGUGCUCACGACUCGCCUCGAAGAGAAGAAGGCCGAGGUCGAUACGCUCACCACGCAAUGCCACCGCUUGAAGGAGCAAUGGACGCGCGCGCAGAGUCAGCUCUCGACCCAAGCCGAGCAGUUGAUGCAAGUGCGGGCCGCGCCACUGCCACACAGCAUUCCCAAGAUAUCGCUCGACCAAGAACGCGAGCUUGAGAGCUGCCACGAGCGCAUUCGCGAACUUCAAGCGCAAGUUCUCACUUCGCGCCAGGCGCUGCAAUUGCCCGACGACGCGAGCGACGCGGCAAAAGCACUCUUGGAGAAGGACACGCAGCUCCUCGAACUCUCGUUCCAAGUCGAGAGUCUGAGCUUGGAGCUCGCGCGGCUGCGGCGUGCACCAAAUCGGACGCCGCCCAUGACGCCAUCCCCUGCCCGCACACCGACGACGACCAACAAGAGCCGAGCGGACGUCGCCGCCCUCGAAGAUGUGAUCGAAAACAUGAAGCGGGCGAUGGAGAAGCUCCGGACCGAGAACGACCGUCUUCGCCGUCUCAAGCCAGCAAAGCCAUCGGCCACCAAGACACCUGACGCGCUGGUGUCGACGCUGCAGACGCAGCUCGACCAAAAAAGCCACGAGAUUGCGCGGCUCAGUGCCGAGAGCGCCGAGCUGCAGCGCAAGUACCGGACGCUCCACGGCAAAUGGAAGACGCUCCGAGACGACGAGAGCGCGCUGCGAAACGCGCUGGACGAGAAGGACCGCCGUCUCGACGCGCUUGCGCGCCAACCCAGCAACGACGAGUUGGUGCGGUCGCUCGAGCAGCACAACGCGCAGCUCUUGGAAGAGAACGCCAAGCUCUCGGACGAGCUCUCGGCGUUCGACUUAGACUUUUUCGAAGAGAUUGAGGACCUCAAGUUCAAGUACAGCGACGCGAUCCGCAGCAAACAGCGUCUCGAGCGACAAGUGGCCGCGCUCCAGCACCAAUUGCGAUAGUCUCAUACGAGUAUUGUACGAUGACGGUCCGUCGUUUUGAUAUUAGCCUAUUGCUUUCUUUGCAGAGAGCGUCGUCAUUGGCGCAACGACUGGGCGGCCACUUCCGGUCCCCGUCUUCAUUCGCAACCACCGAAGUUGCAAGCCUAAUGCAUGAAGGAAGCUCCCUCUUCUUCC